Molecule: messenger RNA, 309 nt
Organism: Paramecium pentaurelia
Lineage: Eukaryota; Ciliophora; Oligohymenophorea; Peniculida; Parameciidae
Source: the annotation of a GenBank genome assembly
AUGGGAUAAAGCUGUUGCAAUAAACAAACUAUAGAAUUAAGUAAUGAAUAAAUGACAGAUUGGUGUUAAAAUAUAGAUGGAGUUAAAUUUUGUGAAAACCUUGAUGAUAUUUUUAACUCUAAUGAUUGUAAUUCUCAUCAUGCUAGAGUAUUAAGCUCCUAAAAUAUAUUUACUUUUUAAUAGUAGUUGCCACCUACUUUAUCGUAAGAAAGUAGUUGUUACGAAAAAAGGAAAUAUAUUUAAAAGUAAAAUUUGGAUGAAGACAGUCCAACAUUUAAAUCUUAAAAAUACUUAUUAUCAGAAAAAUGA